CGGAAGUAGUUGGUUUGUUUCUCGGUUCCUUUCGUACUGCAUCGUAUGAACUCGUUGACGAGAGUAUUGUGAAAUGUCUAAUUGUUUUUUUCGAACAGAAGUAUGAUAAUUAAUGUCUAAAUUAUGGUGAUAAACCGUUUGGAUCCGGAAUAAGGAAAGUAAAUCCCUAAAUAUGGCCUCGAGGGGAGACAAAGGGAAUGGAAAUGGCGAGGAGCAGAUUGUGGAGACGUUGGCGGAGGUGUUCCGCUGCUUCAUCUGCAUGGAGAAGCUGGUGGACGCGCACCUGUGUCCGCACUGCUCGAAGCUGUGCUGUUAUGCUUGUGUUCGGCGGUGGUUGACGGAGCAGCGCUCGCAGUGCCCUCACUGCCGCGCCUCCCUGCACCUCCAUGAGCUGGUGAACUGCCGCUGGGUGGAGGAGGUCACGCAGCAGAUAGAGACCAUGCAACAGACCAACUCUGCCACCCAGAGGGAGAGCUUUAGAGACAGAUGCCCAACACAUCAAGAGAAACUCACAGUAUAUUGUUGGACUUGUCGCCGAUGCAUCUGCCACCAAUGUGCUCUGUGGGGCGGCACCCACUCCGGCCACACAUUCAAGCCCCUGGAGGAGGUUUACGAGCAACACGUGACUCAGAUACGAGAUGAGGUGUCUCAGCUUAGACGGAGGCUCAUGGAGCUGAUCAGUUUGGUGCAAGAUGUGGAGCGCAACGUAGAAUCAGUCCGGGCUGCCAAAGACGAGCGUGUUCGCGAGAUACGCAACGCCGUGGAACUGAUGAUCUCUCGUCUAGACUCCGCGCUCAAGGCCAAGCUCCUCACGCUCAUGGGCCAGAAGAACAGCCUCACCCAGGAGACUGAGCAGCUUGAGCAUUUGCUGCAGGAGAUUGAGCAUCAGCUACAUGCUAGCACUAGGUCUGAACUAAUAGCCAAGAGUAGUGACCUGUCGAAGAUGAUUCACCAGGUGCGCAAGAAGCCUAUGGCGAGCUUUGUCACUGCUCCGGUUCCUGCGGAUUUCCACAGCGAGAUCGUCCCGAGCUACGACAGCAGUACCUUCCCGCUGACCAACUUUACGCAACUCCAGCACGCGGCCGCACCAGUUUACUCUGCGCCACUUCACGUGAACGGGUUAUGUUGGCGGUUGAAAGUGUACCCGGAUGGCAAUGGUGUGGUGCGAGGGAACUACCUAUCUGUGUUCUUGGAGCUGAGCGCUGGUUUACCUGAGACUUCCAAAUACGAGUACCGAGUAGAAAUGCUCCACCAAGUGUCGCGCGACCCGUCCAAGAACAUCGUCCGCGAGUUCGCGUCCGACUUCGAAGUCGGUGAAUGUUGGGGCUACAAUCGAUUCUUCCGGCUGGACCUGCUUGCUAGCGAGGGCUAUCUCAACCCGGACACCGAUACUCUUAUACUGAGGUUCCAAGUACGGCCGCCGACGUUCUAUCAGCGCUGCCGCGACCAGCAGUGGUACAUCAACCAGCUUAUCAACAUGCGUAGCCAGCAUAUCCUACAAAUUAACGAUCUCAAAGAGCGGCUAUCGCUCGAAAUGUCCCGCAACUCAAUGGCGGUGACACGCGCGCCCGCCACCGCGGCCCCCGCCACCGCCACGGCUCAAACCAACGACACCGAUAACCCGGCGCAGAACAAACCGGUGGACGGAAACGCCGUCAGCGACGCUUUACUGGUGGACGGAACUCCCCGCACGCCACCGUCAGCGGGACGCAGUGGAAAUACUCUUCCGCACGCCACCGUCAGCGGGCAGCGACUGAUGAGCCCAGGAUCCCUGACGCCCGUGCUGUUCGAAGAGUCGCGCAACAACGACGUGUCGUCGGCCGGGGCGUGUGCUUACGGCGACUACGCCGACCGCCGACUGCCCCUCAACCUGCCGUCCACUUCCAGGUCUGCAAACUCCCUGGGCGCGGGCGGCGCGGACAACAUGGCGCUGGUGUCGCUGCACACGCUGCUGAGCGCCGCCGCGCCGCCGCGCGCGCCCUCGCGCGUGCCCAGCAAGCUGCCGCGCCAGCACCCGCCCAGCAAGGACGAGCUCGCCGCGGUAGCGUCAGUGCCGGUGUCGGAGACUCCGCACGCGCACACGGAGGCGGGCCUGUCCGCGUCGAUGUCGUCGCCGGAGCUGAACGCGUGCGCGGGCCCGGAGCCGGCGCCCGAGCCACGCGAGGCGCCCGCACAGCCUCUAGCUUCAGAGUCUAGCAGCGAUGCCGGGGACCUGAUGUUCAGCGAACUGGAAGUGUUCACGGAUGAGACCAAUCCCUGUCACGCGGACGACAACUCCAACGAAGAGAACGAUGUAGAUGAAGAAACCAUGUCAGACGUGUCGUCGGGCACGGGCACGUCGUGCAGCUGGUGCGCGGAGCAGCCGCGCCGCGUCUACUGCGCCUACCGCCACCGCCGCCGCGCGCAGCCCUACUCGGCGCGCCGCCAGCGCCCGCAGCAGGACCAAUAGACAUAUCCCGACCCCUCAACUCCCUGCAUAGCUAAAUGACGAUAGAAAGGCUACCUAGGUAGUCACGAAAUAGAAUGGUGACGGAGGGAAUCUACCGCAACGCGGAUAUCUAUUCUGCGCGCUGGCAACGUCCACAGCGGGACCAAUAGACACACACAUGAUCCCCUCGACUCCCAGCUUAGCGAGCUCGCGUCGACGUAGAAACUAGCAAGGUAGAUUCCCACCGUCUCUAUAUCAGACGGUGACGGUGGGAAUUCACUGUCGCGCACCUUCGUUUUCACCGGAUGAUAUAAGCAUAAAAACUAUUCUAAAGCUUGGCAAAAAAAUACAAAUGGAACUAUUUUUUUUUUCAUAGCAACACUUACUUUUCUCAUACAAAAGUGAUUCAAUAGUUGCCACAUACAAAACAAUUUACAUAAACGGUGGCGCCCCUAUUAUUUUUUACUCUGUUUUACCAGGCUGUAUGUCCAUUUCCGGGUAUUCAAAAGUUUUACGAUGAUAAGUCAGAAACGCCUUAAGAAGUCUCUCAAUGCAGAAGUCGUGGAGUUGAGGGGUUACAUAAUACCAUCUGCAAGCCACGGGAGUGCCAAGCCUCGGCAGAGAAAAAAAAAGACAGUGUGGAGUCCAAUAGAUAGAUUGAUCAUGGCACUAACGGCUUACUUAACCCCUCGUAUGCUCAGACACGGAUCCGUGCGUGAGAAUUUUAAAUGUCAAGGUCACAUUUUAAUAAUCAAUAUUGACAGGCCCCAUACGAGGGGUUAAGCAUCGCAGUCGCCUAGUACAGUGGUCAACAGAAACCAUAGUUUAACACUUUAAGUU
This is a messenger RNA of Leguminivora glycinivorella, 3268 nucleotides long. Its product is annotated as E3 ubiquitin-protein ligase TRIM37-like. The coding region runs from base 173 to 2449 and encodes 758 amino acids. The transcript has 15 exons. Gene Ontology annotation, biological process: negative regulation of centriole replication; protein autoubiquitination. NCBI's taxonomy places the organism in Eukaryota, Metazoa, Arthropoda, Insecta, Lepidoptera, Tortricidae. Gene Ontology annotation, cellular component: peroxisome; aggresome. The record is from RefSeq and is a predicted model, not a curated record. Gene Ontology annotation, molecular function: tumor necrosis factor receptor binding; ubiquitin protein ligase activity; zinc ion binding.